Belonocnema kinseyi is the source of this 1688-nucleotide messenger RNA. RefSeq lists its product as uncharacterized. Bases 265 to 1512 code for a protein of 415 amino acids. NCBI's taxonomy places the organism in Eukaryota, Metazoa, Arthropoda, Insecta, Hymenoptera, Cynipidae. The transcript has 4 exons. The record is from RefSeq and is a predicted model, not a curated record.
UGGCAAGGGAUCCUUUUUGAGAGCCACGAUACUUUGAGAAGAUCCUUGAUUUUAGAUAACAAAAACUUCUUUUGGUUUUAGUGCUAUCGUCUCGUUCACGAACCAGUCGACCAUUUCUUUAUUGAGAGAAUCAAAGGUUUGGAGGAUAAAGAACAAGUUUCUGACUGCAUUUUGAAAGUGGAGAAGAGAGACGAUAUUCGAAUUGAAGAAAACAACUACUUAUUUUGUUUUUUAAAAUGGUGAAUUAAACGAUAAAAACCAGAAAUGGAAGAAGGCUUAAAGCUAGAUUUCAAAUUUGAAAUACAUCUUCAGCGUCUUUGCCUGAUAAAAGUCGCCGUAUCUCUUUGGGAAAGAAAAGAAAUAAGGGAAAAAAUUUGUGUCUUUUUUGAAGAACUAUCUUCAAAGGAAGACGACAUUCUUAUUAGAAAUUGGAAAUUUGAUUUGACGAAAAAAGUAUUGUCUCUGAUGAAUAACUUGCCUCUACCGAAUUUUUUAAUCAACACUCUGAAACAUUAUGUCAGUUCCAUGGGUUUCCAAAUAUACCAGUGGACAAAAUUUGUCACAAAGAAUUUAGGAUUUAACAUAGUUUGCACUGAUUAUAUUUUUUGGACCCAUUAUGGAACGAUAGACAAAAUCCAAACAUUCAAAUAUUGGUAUGACCACCGAAUAUUGGAAACUUCUCAACUUUUUAAUGUCGCUUGUAUUUUCUGUCUAGAAGAUUAUGUCCCCAUUUUGUGGAACGAAAUUCCCGAUGAAGUUAGAAAAAAUGAUUUCUACUUGAAAAAAAUUUACACUUUUUCAAUUUAUAGUCUUAUAAUUUACUGGAAAAAACGAUUAGGUGAAGAAAUAGAAGAAAAUUUUGUUUCUUUUAUUCAUUCCGAAGAGUGGGAAAAAAUAUUAACAUUAAGACGUGCAGGACUUUUAAAAAGAGACGAGAAUUAUCACAGGAAAAUGUCUUGGCUUGAAUUUUGUCACGAAAGUUUUAGCAUUGAGGAAAAUAUGUAUAGGGGAGCAAUAAUUGAAGGUCAGGAAUUAGCUGUACAGUAUUUUUGGAAUAACUUAGAUGAAAGAUGCCAAAUGAGAGAUUUCGAGGAUAUAAUGUUGGCCAUCGAUCGAGAAAAAAAUGAAAGAGGAUAUUCUGAUAUCCUGAUUUUUAUGAUGACUAGGCUGAAAAUAAACAAGGCUCUUCCGAUCCUUUAUUCACAUUCUUUGUGGGAAACACUUUUGAGAAAUUUUCCAUUUGAGGAAUUUUUUAUAAUGGCGUUGGAUCGAGCCUUAGAAUUGAAUAAAGAUUAUGGCAUUUUGGAAAAUAAGUUUUUUUGGUCUUUAGUAGGAACCAUUUUAAAUAGGAUUGAUGAUGAAAGGUUGUUAUUUGAUGCUGGAGACGUUAGUGUAUAUGAAAAAAUUUUGCAGGAUAUGUGGGAUAUAAUUCCCGAGUCAGCUAGAUAUUGGGUAGCCCAAAAUCCUUCGUUCUACAUUCAAAGAGGCCUCAGAAGAAGAGGAUUGUGUUGAUAUUUAAAAAUGAAAAAAGCGGAAUCAAAAUAAAAUCUUUAUUUUAAAGUUACUUAAGAGAUUUAAUCUUGAUUUAUCUCAUAAUGGUUAUAUAAGUAACUCAUUAGUUUCAAAAUUGGUGAACCCGGAUCACUUGGUCUUGAUUCUGUGAAAAAAGGAGAUUGAUGACCUUAUGG